AUGGAGCCCGACUGCGCAGUCGCGUCGCCGUCCGCGCUCCGCGAGGGCCCUGAGCUGCUGAAGCUUCCAUCGUCGCUGCGCGCGCGCCGACCCUCGCGCAACGCGCCUGUCGCGUCGCCAGGAGCGCGGGCCAACCUGUUCGGCGGCAACCUCAGGAACACGCUCGAGGAGAACGCCCUGAGCACGUACGAGGAGGUGGCUCGCUUCCUCGGGCCCACGACGACGCUGACCCGCGACAGGUCCUCCAGGUCCUCGGCGUACGUGCUCAGCCGCGCGGGAUCGUCGCUGGCCGGCUCCAUCGGAGGCGCCGCGAGCUUCAACGGCGAGCGACCGCGGCUGCGGCGCAGCUCGACGCGCAGCGGCGCGUCUCUGCUCCCAUUCUUCGGUCGCAAGGACAGCGCCGUCUCGGCCGCGAUGAUUCACACGGAUUCGGGUGGGCUCGAGGCCGACGCGAGGCCCGGCACGUCCGGGCUGCGCACGACGAGCCGGCUCAAUGUGGGGACGCUCGACGGCAAGACCGCGGGCUUCUUCAACCACUACCAGGUCAUCAAAACGAUAGGGUCGGGGGCUAGCGGCGACGUGAAGCUGUGCAUGAACUUGUACGAUCAGACCCUGGCGGCGGUGAAACUCGUCGCCAAGACCUCGCGCCGCGGAUCGCUGGGCUCGCGCCCGCCGGACAAGGCCGCGACGCUCAAGCGCGAGGCCGAGGUCCUGACGCAGCUCUGCCACCCCAACAUCGUCAACGUGCACGAGAUCAUCGACGACGACUCCGCGCCGCACCUGCUGUGCGUGAUGGACUACGUCGAGGGUGGCCCCGUCCAGCUCACCCACCAGGAGUACACGCCGUCCGCCGACGGCGUGUUUGCCGAGCAACUGUCCGAACACACCGCGUGGGGGUACUUCGUGCAACUGAUCGACGCGCUGGACUACCUGCACUCUGCGGGCGUGGUCCACGGCGACAUCAAGCCGGACAACCUCCUGCUCGGCGCCGAUGGCAUGGUGCGGCUCGCAGACUUUGGCUCCGCUAUGGUCCUGCGGAAAGACGGCGCGGACACGCUCACGGCGAUCCACGGCCGCACGCCGGCGUUUCUGCCUCCCGAGGCGUGCGACGGCGAGGAGUUCUCGGCGCGAUCCGCGGACGUGUGGGCCGCGGGCGUGACGCUGUACCUGAUGCUGUUCGGGCGGCUUCCGUUCGGGCACCCGAAGCUCGCGCCGUUCGCGAUGUACGCUGCGGUGUCGGAGGGCGCGCUCUCGUUCCCCGCGGAGCCCAGGGUCAGCGACGCGUGCAAGGACCUGCUGAUGGCGGUGCUGGCAAAGGACGCGGCGCGGCGCGCGACGAUUGAGGACGUCGUCUCGCACCCGUGGAUGACGGAGAUCCUCAGCGACAUCAGCAGCCGCCGCGCCGUGUCGUGCGAGGCGGUGGGCGCGCGUGCGAUCGAGCACUGGCAGAGCGGACUGACAACGAGUUACUCCGGGGAGUCGUCGGCACGGACGGAGCAUGCGAGCUUGUCGCGACAGUCUUCUUCGCGGCUGAGAAGGAGCGCGAGCGGGCUGUGCGCGAUCCACGAGAUGCAGGUGGUGCGGGAGCCCUCGCGCGCGAUCCUCAGGCAGCCCUCGUCACCAGUGACGUCGUCGCCGCGGGCGCAAGCGGUGAAGGUCGUGGACGAGAACGCCGGCUCCGGUCCGUACUCCCUAACUGCGUCACAGAGCGUUCACGCAAGGAUGGGCCCCGGCUCGCCGCUGUCGACGCGAUCCCCGCAGGCCAUGGGGGAGUUCAAACACAUUGUGCAAGUCCUGGAGCUGGAGUUUCCUGACGUGGUCCCCAAGCUCGUCCUAGAGGAGGGAGACUUCCUCGUUGGGGAGGGGGACGCCAGCGACAAGAUGUACUUCAUCGUCCACGGCGAAGCAGAGGUCAUCAAGCAGAUUGCGUCGCAGUCGGAGGGCGCAGAGGGCGGCGGCUUGGGCGACAGUCACGGCUCCGGCUGCUCCGCGCGCGUCGACGACGAGAACGACGGCACCGAGGCUGCGCGGGGCAGCGACAAGUCCAGCGACGACUUCGCGCCCAUGAGCGGCAGGGGUAGAGUCGCCGCAGUGUCGCCGACCAGGAACGGGUUCCUCCCGCGGCAGCCCUACGGGAAGGCCAGGGGGCUCGGACGGUACGUCUCCGGCAAGAUCGACAGGCACGUCCUGGAAGAGGACCUCGUGCGCGGAUCCGAUCAGUCGUACGACUCUGAGAAUCCGUCGACGACGCACGGCAGCGGCCUCGAGGCCGAGCGCGCGUCCUGGACGUCGCGGACGUCGCAGAGCCGCGCGUCGUUCCUGAGGCGAGCGCUCGGCGGCGCGUCGCGCCGCCAGGACGACAGCUUCGUCGCCACGCAGCCUGGGCUCGUCCGACGCUCCCGGAGCAGUAUUGAUCUCAAGACCGACGCCAGCAGACCCGAGGGAGCCCGCCCCGACAUGACAUCGCUCGACCGGCGCCGGCUGAGCCACUGGGGCGCCGCGGCGGGCGGGGCGAGAGGCCUGCAGUCGGCCACCAGCUCGUCGCUUUACAAUGGACGUGGAGUCUCGUUCCACGGGGCGCCGUCGCGUCCAGCGCCGUCGCGGUUCAGCCGCGAGACCGACCUUGGCCGCAGCGAGUCGCAGGCGGGCCCGGCGCUCGGGGGCCGCGCGGGGCAGCCGGGGGGGGAGUCGAAAGGGUCCGUGCGCGGCAGUUGGGUUUUCAGGUCUCGGAAGGCGCACGAGGACCUCGAGCACCUCGUCCGCACGGCCGCGGAGAGCUGCGACGCGCUCGGGAGGGCCAUGCGCCACGAGGGCGGGUUCCGCGUCCUCGCGCGGAUCUCGGCGGGCGACGUCGUCGGGGAGAUCGGAUUGCUCGGCAACUCGGUCCGCACGGCGUCGGUGCGCGCUCUGACGCGGCUCGAGGUCCUCGAGGUGAGCCGCAGCGCGCUCGCGACGAUCGCGGCGUCCGCGCCGCUGCUGCAGCACGACCUGAAGCGCGUCGUUGCGCAACGGACGGCAACGAGGCGGAUGAUGGAGGCGUUCGAGCAGCUGGCGGGGCUGCACCAGCGGUUCUCGUCGGAGCAGGGCGGCCGGGCGGCGGAGAGGCCGAAGCUCCAGGCGGUGCCGUCGCUGCGGGCGCUGUCGCGCGUGUUGUCGCGUCGCGCCGUGCUGGACGAGGGCGCGGCGGACGCGGAGGAGAUCGCGGGCGACGGCAGCAGGACCGUGGCGCCGGCCGUGUCGAUGAGCCAGAUGGCGGUGAUUCCCGAGUCGCGGGAGGAGCUGCAAGCCAGAGCGGCCUGA
Messenger RNA from Pedinophyceae sp. YPF-701, 3300 nucleotides. Lineage: Eukaryota; Viridiplantae; Chlorophyta; Pedinophyceae. The record is from the annotation of a GenBank genome assembly.